UGACGAGAAACAUCCAGUAUACAUCCAUGAUAACAAGAAGUGAAACCUCCUGGAAAAGUUGAGGCAAGGUGGACUUUAUCGCGUUGGUGUUGACAUUUCGACGCCAAAGUGUGCUCGCAGCUUAAAGUCAUGCUGGCUGUAACAUUUGUGCUUUUUGUCGGUGCUUUCCUAUCUCCUCCUGUGACGGCUCGCUACACUGCGGACUGGAGCAGUCUGGAUGCCAGACCGCUGCCUUCAUGGUACGACGGGGCGAAGGUGGGCAUCUUCAUCCACUGGGGUGUGUUUUCUGUCCCCGGGUUUGACAGUGAGUGGUUCUGGUGGCACUGGCAGGGCCAACAACCUCCUGACCAGAAGUGUGUGAACUACAUGUCAAAGAAUUACCCGCCUGGGUUCAGUUACCCGGAAUUUGCACCCCAGUUUCAUGCCCAGUUCUUCAACCCGGAAGAGUGGGCGGACAUAUUCAAGGCUUCUGGUGCAAAAUAUGUCGUCCUGACUGCCAAACACCACGAAGGAUUUACUAACUGGGGGUCUCCAAACUCCUGGAACUGGAAUUCUGUGGAUAAUGGUCCUCACAGGGACCUAGUGGGAGACCUGGGAGAGGCUGUGCGCAAGCGGUCAUUGCACUAUGGACUCUACAACUCGCUGUAUGAGUGGUUCCACCCACUCUACCUAAACGAUAAGAAGAAUAGUUUCAAAACACAGGAGUUUGUGCUGCAUAAACUACUGCCAGAGCUUUAUAACAUGGUUGUAAGGUACAGACCUGAAGUAAUCUGGUCUGAUGGGGACUGGGAAGCACCUGACACCUACUGGAACUCCACUCAGUUCCUGGCCUGGCUCUACAAUGAAAGCCCUGUUAAAGAUACAGUUGUGACCAAUGACAGAUGGGGAGCCGGCUGUGCUUGUAAACACGGCGGGUACUAUAACUGUCAAGACAAGUAUACUCCAGGCCAGCUGCCCCAGCACAAGUGGGAGAAAUGCACAUCUGUAGACAAGUUGUCUUGGGGCUAUCGUCGGAACAUGAAGAUGAGUGAACUAAUGACCUUACCCACUAUUAUAGAGGAUCUGGUUCACACUGUAGCACUGGGAGGUAACUACCUUCUGAAUGUGGGUCCCACUCCUGAUGGGAUGAUCCCAGCAGUGUUUGAGGAGAGGCUCCGGGGAGUUGGUGCCUGGCUAGAGAUCAACGGGGAAGCCAUCUACGCUUCGAAACCCUGGAGGGUCCAGGCAGAGAACACCACUAUGCCAAUCUGGUAUACAUCUAAAGGGACCUCUGUUUAUGCCACUGUGACCACCAAACCCCCCAAGCCCACAUUGCAACUGUUGGAGCCCAAAACAACAUCACUCACCAAGGUGACCUUGUUGGGAAAUUCUAAUCCCUUACCAUGGUCCCCAAUCUACCCAAAUGGUGGCCUUUCUGUCCUUUUGCCUGAACUGCCCUACACCCCCGGUCAGGCCUGGACACUCAAACUGGAUGGUGUCCAGUGAGCCUUAUAUGCCUGAAGCUUUAUGGUUGAAUGUUCAGAAUUUGACAUACUCAGGUUUUUAUUAUGUUUGUAAGCUUGUGCACUAUGACCAAAGGGACAACGCUUGUGUAAUGGUCAGUAUUUUGACCAAAAUGAAAGAAUAGAACACUCCUCUUCAAUGAUUAUUGUGCUCUGAAGACUUAAUGUCUCAGUUCCUCUUAUUUUUGCUCUUUUUUUUUUAAUGAGUUAAUGAUUCUAAAUGAAAAGUGGAAUCUGCUGUGCAGUUUCUUUUUAAAAUGGUUGAAUAAAAGAUGAUUUGAUAUGU
Molecule: messenger RNA, 1788 nt
Organism: Scomber scombrus (Atlantic mackerel)
Lineage: Eukaryota; Metazoa; Chordata; Actinopteri; Scombriformes; Scombridae
Product: tissue alpha-L-fucosidase-like
Exons: 8
Coding region: 130-1485 (451 amino acids)
Biological process (GO): fucose metabolic process; glycoside catabolic process
Cellular component (GO): lysosome
Molecular function (GO): alpha-L-fucosidase activity
Source: RefSeq, a predicted model, not a curated record